Dictyostelium discoideum AX4 is the source of this 2346-nucleotide messenger RNA. RefSeq lists its product as hypothetical. Gene Ontology annotation, molecular function: RNA binding; RNA cap binding. Lineage: Eukaryota; Evosea; Eumycetozoa; Dictyosteliales; Dictyosteliaceae. The coding region runs from base 1 to 2346 and encodes 781 amino acids. The transcript is spliced from 2 exons. The record is from RefSeq and is a predicted model, not a curated record. Gene Ontology annotation, biological process: mRNA stabilization.
AUGGUAUCAGCAACAUCAACCAAUAUUUAUCAAACAAAUUUUUCAGACUUUGAUUCAAUUAAAAAAUCAAUUCAAUCUCAAGUACAAUAUUAUUUUAGUGAAGAAAAUUUACGUAGAGAUAUUCAUCUUAGAUGUAAUAUGGAUGAAGAAGGAUGGGUAUCAAUUCCAUUUAUUUGUGGAUUUAAUAGAAUGAGAUCAUUUGAAAGUUCAACUGUUAUUGAAACAUUAAAAUCAUUAAAUUCAUUAGAAUUGGAUUUACAAAAUAAUAGAGUUAGAAUAUUGGAUAAUAGUAAAAGAAAACUUUGGAUUUUAACUCAAGAAAUGAAAGAUGGAUUUUUAGUUGGUAUUGAACAACAACAACAAGCUCAAUCAAGUGAAGAAUCUGGUUGGGUAACAGUAAAGUCUAAAAAACUUUAUAAAUUAGAGAAUGGUUCUACUUCAAAAGAUUCAUUAUCAAAUUUAUUGAAUCAACAUGAAAAUGAUACUGAAAUCAUUAAACAACACAAAACUGAAGAAGGUUUCUUUGAUUUAAGUGGUGAUGAAGAUGAUAAACAAGAUUUUUUCAUAAAAGAAAGAAGAAAUUUCGAUUAUAGAAAUAUUGAACAAGAACAACAAGAUUUUGAAAAUGAACAACAACAAGAAGAUGAAGAUGAAGAUGAUCAACAACAACAACAACAACAAAUUGAAGAAGUUGAAGAGGAAGAACAAUUGUUUGGUAGUUAUUCUGAAAAAUCUGAAGAUAAUUUUAAUGAUGAUGAUCAAGAUUAUGAAAAUAGUGAAGAAGAUGAUGAUAUUUCAAAUAAAUUAAUCAUUGUUACUCAAUCACCAUUCAGAAAGAAUAAAAUUAAUAGUAAAAAGUAUAUUAAUGCUGAUUUGGCAAGUGCAAUCAAUGAUGGUCUUUAUUUCUAUGAACAAGAUUUAAAAAGAAAUAAACAAACAAAAUAUCAACAAUUUAAUACUAUCAUUGUUGAAGAAUCAAAACUUUCUAAGCAAUCAAUUCAACAAAAAUCAUCAACUCAACAACAACCACCACCAUUACAAAAACAACAACAACCACAACCACAACCACAACCACAACCACAACCACAACCACAAAAACAAAAAUUACAACAACAACCAUCAAAUAAAUUAAAUGAUUUGAAAUCUCCAACUAGACUCUAUUCACCAAAACCAAAGAAUACAAGUGGUAAUAAAGUUAAUGAUGGUAGUACUCCUAUUGGUUGGGUUAUGGCACCAAAUUCUGAACCUCCAUCACCAAUUUCAAAUAGUCCAUUGAAUGCAUCACCAAAUUCUGUUUCAAAUAAUAAAUCUAUUGAAACUAAAUCCUCUAAUAGUAAACCAAUAACUAAUAGUAAUAAUAAUAAUAAUAAUAGUUAUGCAUCAAUUGUUAAUUCAAAAUCUAAUAGUAAUAAUAGUUUAUUAUCAUCAUCAAUUAAGUCUAAUAAUUCAUCAAUUGAUGGUAAUGGUGAUUUCGAAAAACAACCAAGUCCAUUCCCAUACUUUCAACAUCCAUCAUAUGAAUUACUAUCAGAGAAUGGAUUUGUUCAACAUAAAUACAACAAAUAUCGUAGUAAAUGUAUGAAAGAUCGUGAACGUUUCGGUGUUGGUCAAUCAAUGGAAAUGAAUACCUUGUUUAGAUUUUGGUCACAUUUCCUUCGUUCUCAUUUCAACAUUAAAAUGUAUGAAGAGUUUAAGACCAUCGCUUUAGAGGACGCAAAACAAAAUUGGAGAUAUGGUUUAGAAUGCCUUUUUAGAUUCUAUUCCUAUGGUUUGGAAAAGAAAAUCAAAUUACUCUUAUUGAAUGAUUUCCAAACAUUAACACUUCAAGAUUUCAAUGAACAAAAACAAAUCUAUGGUGUUGAAAAGUUUUGGGCUUUCCAAAAGUAUGGUAAAGAUAAAUCUCCUUAUGAUUUAAAUCCAGAAUUAAAACAAAUCCUCUCCAAAUUUAAUUCUGUCGAAGAUUUCCGUACUUAUGAAAGAGUUAAUAAACCAAUUAUCUCUUUAAAUCAAAUUAAAACUUCAUCAUCAUUGAUUUCAUCAUCACCAAAGGUAUCAUCAUCUUUACCAACAACAACAACAACAACAACAACAACAACAACCUCAUCAUCAUCAUCAAAUCAUAAAUCAUCAUCACCAUCAUCAUCAUCAUCAUCAUUUAGUUCCAACUCUCAUUCUACCUCUUUUGGUAGUAGAAAAAAAUCAUUUGGUUCAAGUUCGACCACAAUGGCUUGGAAUACAAGAUCAACCAUUCAAACUACUCCACAUCAAUCAAGCAAUACCAACAAUGCUAGUGGAGUAGUUGGUUCUUCAAGUGCCAAGACAUAUUUUGUUAAAAAUGGAAUGUAA